UUUCAUCUUUUAGAAGCAGAACGCUUCUCUCUCACACACGGAAACCAGCAGCAGGACCUGUCCCUAUUACCGGACCUUGGUACCGAUCUGGAUUAACGCUUGCUUGGCACUUCAUCUCUGGAGCUUACCGGAACAGCUGAGCGCUGUGGAUAUUUGCCUUUAUCCUGGAUCUUGUGGAUUAUUUAACUGACUUCGACAUGACUCUGGAGGAAGUUGUUGGGUCUAGCAGCACCGAGAAAAAGAUGGAGCCGGUGAGUCAGGCUCUGGAGGAGCUGCUGGUGGCGGCGCAGCGGCAGGACUGCCUCACCGUGGGAGUCUACGAGUCCGCCAAACUCAUGAAUGUAGAUCCGGACAGCGUGGUCCUUUGCCUCCUAGCCACAGAUGAGGAGGAUGAAGAUGACAUCGCGCUGCAGAUCCACUUCACGCUGCUUCAGGCUUUCUGCUGCGACAACGACAUCAACAUCCUGCGGGUGUCCGGGAUCCGGCGGCUAGCCCAGCUGCUGGGCGACGACACCGAGGACGGGAACGGCAACGGGGGCGAGCCCCGGGACCUGCACUGCAUCCUGGUCACUAAUCCCCCGGUCCACCCGCUGCAGUGCCAGGCCCUGCAGGACGUCAGCAGCUUCUGCAAGGAGAGCCGCUGUAAGAACCAGUGGGUCCCCUGCCUGGAGCUGCAGGACCGCUAACUGGCGCCGAACCGAGCAGAACCGCCGAGGAGCGGUGGAUGGAGCUGAAUUAACGCAAACGACCAGUCCUCGUGAGAAGAGGCGUAACGGCGUUUGAGAGGCGCGGGACCGAGCCGUGGAUGCAUAAACCGACCCAUCCGGUCAGGAGCGCGUGAGGUGUCGUUGCUGGUUCCGAGAGCCGAACCGAACUGGACCGUGCUGGAUGGCGGAGUUACAGAGAUGGAGGCGUUUUGAUGCGAUGAGUGAUAGCGAGGAGCUGCACGUGACGUUCCGGACUGGGCUGCAAGUGAUGCAGGUGUUCCGCUCACCUGUUCGGACACAACUGGACACUUUGUUUUACAGUGACGUCAUGUCUGAUUAUUUACCUGAUGGAAGAAUGAAUCAGCGUGUUGAUGUAAAUAAACAGUUGAAAGAUAAA
Molecule: messenger RNA, 1104 nt
Organism: Nothobranchius furzeri (turquoise killifish)
Lineage: Eukaryota; Metazoa; Chordata; Actinopteri; Cyprinodontiformes; Nothobranchiidae
Product: growth arrest and DNA damage-inducible protein GADD45 beta
Biological process (GO): regulation of cell cycle
Cellular component (GO): cytoplasm; nucleus
Source: RefSeq, a predicted model, not a curated record